Pseudogymnoascus verrucosus is the source of this 2106-nucleotide messenger RNA. RefSeq names its product secretory subunit (gene SEC63). Bases 1 to 2106 code for a protein of 701 amino acids. The record is from RefSeq and is a predicted model, not a curated record. The transcript has 3 exons. Lineage: Eukaryota; Fungi; Ascomycota; Leotiomycetes; Thelebolales; Thelebolaceae. Gene Ontology annotation, biological process: SRP-dependent cotranslational protein targeting to membrane; post-translational protein targeting to endoplasmic reticulum membrane. Gene Ontology annotation, cellular component: Sec62/Sec63 complex. Gene Ontology annotation, molecular function: RNA binding; transmembrane protein transporter activity.
AUGUCGGGGACAGAUUAUAGUUACGAUGAACAGGGGCAAUUCUUCCCCUUCUUUGUCCUCACCGUCACGGCAAUAGUCACUAUCCCCUUGACUUAUUCAGUUCUUAAGCCCAGCUCUGACCCUGGCGCCACUGCCCCUCGAAUCCUGUCCGACUUCAAGCCCGAACAUGCCGACCUCAUACAAGCACAGCGCAAGAAGCAGAGACGGCGAGAGAGGAAGCUGAAGCGUAUUGUUACCGUUAUUCUGGGAUGGGCAAUGAUUGGGUUUAUGGCAUACCUUAUCCAUGUCACCGCCAGGACGAUUACAAAGAUCUGGAAUCCAUAUGAUAUUUUAGGCGUCUCGGAAUCCGCCACCGAGAAGGAGAUCAGGUCACAUUACAAGCGCAUGUCUCUUAAAUACCAUCCCGACAAGGUCAAGCCAGACCCAGCAAAGAACGAGACUAUUGAGAUGCUCAAUGACUUCUUCGUAGACCUCACAAAGGCUUACAAGGCACUCACUGACGAGGAUAUCCGCAACAACUACCAACAAUUCGGCCAUCCCGAUGGAAAGCAAAGCUUUAGCAUCGGCAUUGCGCUACCCCAAUUUAUUAUUACUGAUGGCAAUGGAAAAUACGUCCUGAUAAUCUACGCUGGCCUCUUGGGCGUCUUAUUACCAUAUCUCGUUGGAAAGUGGUGGUACGGAACCCAAGCUCUGUCGAAAGAGAAGGUUUUAAUCGAGAGCGCAAACAAUCUUUUCAAGGAAUACGAGGAGGAUAUGGCCGAGGGCGACGUCGUCUACGCUCUUAGCUCUGGAGUCGAGUUCAAUAAAGUACUGAAGGGUAACAAGGCAGAAGUCAGCCUCGGCAGACUCGAGUCGAGAAUCCUGGCCGACGGAGAAUUUGGACCUUUUGCUGCUGGAUUGACUGUUAAAGACCGCACGAAGUUGGAAGAUCUCGAGGGUGGAGUUAGGAGAAAGACACUCGCUCUCAUCUGGGCAUACCUUGGCCGCAUCGAACUGGAUGAUAACGCCCUGGACGAACUGAAAUUCGAGGUUGCACCAAUCGCACACGCCCUUAACCAGAGCUUCACAGCAAUUUCUCUCGCAUUUGGCGCAACGCUCCCCAUCCUCCAAUCAUACGCCGUUACACAAAGCCUUAUCCAGGCUCUGCCACCAAAGGCAUCGCCUCUUCUGCAACUCCCACACUUCACCCCCGAGGUCGUCAAGGCCAUCGACGGCGACUCCAAAGUCCACACCUCGCUCCAGCAAUUCAUGGCCAUGCCCGAAAACAAGCGCUCGAAACUCACCGUCGGCGCCGGCCUCCUCUCAGACGCCCAGUUCAAGACCGCCAUGGACGUCGCCCUGCAACUCCCGCAUCUCCAAGUCUCCAAGGCCUUCUUCAAGGUCGUCGGCGAGAAGCACAUCACACCCGGCUCCCUCGUCUCUCUCGUCGUUAAGGGCCGCUUCGUACCCCCCGGCAGCGCCGGCGUUCCCGCCGUCAACGAGCUCGACCUCGAGGACAUCGACCCCGAUGAGGGCGACCUCGAGGCCAUUCUCGGUCGCGACAAGAAGGACUCCAAGUCCGGCGCCGAGGCCAGCAAGCCCGUCCAGCCACCUCUCGCCUACGCACCUUACUACGCCCGCGACUACUCGCCGCGCUGGCACGUGUUCCUGACCGAUAGCAAACAGGGCAAGAUGGCCGUUCCACCAUUCACCUUCACUACCUUUGACAAGCCUAUUUUCACCGACGCCGCAAAGCCGACGUUCAACAUGCAGACCCUCAAGGCGCAAUUCCAGGCGCCGCCGCAGGCGGGUCAGUAUACGUUCGUCAUGCACUUGGUGUGUGAUAGCUACGUUGGCUUUGAUACGAAGAUGGAGGUUACGCUCGUGGUGGAGGAUGCGAGCAAGGCGAUGGCACUCGAUGACGAUGAUGACAUUAGCGAGCCGGAUGAGGAUUCCCUCGCGGGCCAAAUGCAAGCCAUGAAGACCGGCGGCAUCACCGGCGCCCCCCCAAAGAAGAAGUCCAAGAAGAAGGCCGAGGAGUCCUCGGACGAAGAGAGCGACAGCGAAGAGGAGGAAGGUGAUAUCCCGAGCGACACCGACACUGACACCGAUACCGACGACGAGUAG